UAUAGCAGAGUGUCUGUUCUGUUUUAAUAUUUUGAAGUUAAUGCAAUAUAUUAAUAUAAUUCAAUGUUUGAUUCCCAUUUUCAUCUAUAAAUGAGCUCUCUAUUGUGAAACCUUGCUACUAGCAACAACGACUGACGUGCAAGUUUCCAAACAGAGAAAACAAUGGCCACUAGUCAGAAGGAGGUGGAGGGUGAACAACUGAAGCAUCUUGUGUUUGUGAAGAUUGCUGCAAUUAAAGCUUUUGUGUGUGUUUCGAAUCUCUACUACUAUGCAAAGCAAAACUCGGGACCUUUGAGAUCUGCUGUUGGGACCGUGGAAUGCACUGUAGCCACCGUUCUGGGUCCUGUCUACAACAAAUUCAAGAGUGUCCCUCAGGAUCUUCUCCUUUUUGUGGACAACAAGGUGGAUGAAGCUACCCACAAAUUUGAUGAGUAUGCUCCUCCACUUGUUAAGCAAGUAGCAACACAAGCAAAGGGUUUGAUUGAGGAAGUGACACACAAAUCGGAGAGAGUUGUGGGUGAGGCUCAGUCUGGAGGGCCACGAGCAGCUGCACAUUAUGUUGCCACAGAGUCAAAGCAAAUUGUGUUAGUUGGUUCAGUGAAAUUGUGGGGUGGUCUAAACCACUAUUCACCAUUUCAUGCAGUGGCAGAAAUGGCAGUUCCCACAGUUGCACAUUGGUCAGAAAAGUACAAUCAUGUGGUGAAACACAUGAGUGGAAAGGGUUAUGCUGUGUUUGGGUAUUUGCCUUUGAUUCCAAUUGAUGACAUAGCUAAGGCGUUUAAACAAGGAGAGGCCAAUGUGAACGGAGAUGAAGCAGCUUCUGUGGAAAAGAAUUCUGAUUGAGUAGUGUUUAUUUUUUUAUUUAUUUAUAAAAUAUGCUUCUGACUAGCAUUUCUGUGUGAGUUUGAAUGCAUUUGGGUAUGAAUGGAAAUGUAAGAAAUGGGUUCAGAGUCUUCAGAAAUGUAACUUAAACCAAGUCUGUAGAACAUCAUGUGAUUAUGUCAAUGGUGCUUAAAUGGUAAUGAAGUUUGUUUCGUC
Molecule: messenger RNA, 1038 nt
Organism: Abrus precatorius (Indian licorice)
Lineage: Eukaryota; Viridiplantae; Streptophyta; Magnoliopsida; Fabales; Fabaceae
Product: REF/SRPP-like protein At1g67360
Exons: 3
Coding region: 163-843 (226 amino acids)
Source: RefSeq, a predicted model, not a curated record